Fusarium poae is the source of this 1365-nucleotide messenger RNA. RefSeq lists its product as uncharacterized. The record is from RefSeq and is a predicted model, not a curated record. Gene Ontology annotation, molecular function: oxidoreductase activity. Bases 1 to 1365 code for a protein of 454 amino acids. Gene Ontology annotation, cellular component: cytoplasm. NCBI's taxonomy places the organism in Eukaryota, Fungi, Ascomycota, Sordariomycetes, Hypocreales, Nectriaceae. The transcript is spliced from 5 exons.
AUGACAGGAUCUACACCAACAUCUGUUAGUGAUGGUAUACAAUAUAGCUCGUCAAAGGCUCAAUUCUUGAACAACGUAUCAAGCGCAAUUAUGAAAGAUCCUGGUUUACCGCGUCCAAAUCCUACGACAUCGGCAUGGCAGGUUCCGGUCCAUCCCACAGUGUCAUCCAUCCAGUCUUCAGAGCUUCCAGAGUAUACCGACUUUGUUGUUAUCGGGUCUGGGAUCACAGGGUGCAGCGUCACCAAAACCCUGCUAGAGCAUGGGGCUACCCAAGAUUCUCAUGUUACAGUGUUAGAAGCGCGUACACUUGUGAGCGGGGCUACUGGAAGAAAUGGUGGACAUCUCGUGACUGCUGCUGGUCAUACUUUCGGUCCUCUAGCUCAACAGCAUGGGAUUGAAGCCGCAAAACAAAUUACACGCUUUAGCAUCCUCAACAUACAACACAUGAUCAAUAUGGUCAAGGCAAUGGAUAAGGAAGUCCAGGAUGAUUGCCAGAUCCGAGAUGUCCGAAAGGUCAUGGCUGUUGGAGACGACGAAACGUGGACAGCUGCGAGAAACUCAGUUUUAGCCUUUCAGAGACAUGUACCUGAGCGUAGCUCAUAUCAUUGUAUUGUGGAUGCGGAUGAUGUAUCCGAGAGAUGGAACAUCAAGGGGUCAUCUGGAGCUGUUGAACACGAUGCUGGAGCCAUAUGGCCUUACCGUCUUUUGGCUGUUACCAAAGUCGAGUUUUUGGGGAGUUCUGAGUAUCCAGGAACUAUGUCAGUUCAAAAGCCUGGUCCAGAGCUCGCCAACGUGGGUGCAUCCAAAUCCUGGAGUCUUUCCCAUAAGGCGACACUUGACAUUCGAUCGGGCUUGUACACCACAGGUCUUUAUUACCUUCAGCAGAAUGCUCUAACAGGAAGAAUCUGGAUUGGGAAUGAAACUGCAUAUAUGCCAGAUAUUCUAACUGCUGAUGAUACAUAUGUACCUGAAGCAGCAGUGCAAGCCCUUUCAUCAAUCCUCCCCAAGAUGUUUCUAAAUGGCUGGGGGUCUGAGUCUACUUCUAAGAUUGAAUCCAUAUGGUCAGGUAUCCAGGGACAUACUGCAGAUGGAUUACCGGUUGUCGGCCAGGUCCCUGCUAGUGUUACCGGUACCGAAGACGAUCAAGGGCAGUGGAUUGCGGCUGGAUUCAACGGGUAUGGCAUGGAUAAGUGUUGGUUGACUGGAGAAGCCUUGGUCAAGAUGAUGUUAGAUGAGGAUGUCAGUGAUUGGUUUCCACAGUGCUAUCGAAUCACUGAGGAUCGACUCCAGAGUCAGCUUACAGCUGAGGCCACAGUGGAAAAGUUCGCCAACUUGGCCUCCGAACCAGUAGAAGUAAAACUUUGA